Scylla paramamosain (green mud crab) is the source of this 930-nucleotide messenger RNA. RefSeq lists its product as uncharacterized. Lineage: Eukaryota; Metazoa; Arthropoda; Malacostraca; Decapoda; Portunidae. The transcript has 5 exons. Bases 147 to 869 code for a protein of 240 amino acids. The record is from RefSeq and is a predicted model, not a curated record.
CUGCAUCACCAGUGCCUGCAGGCGUCCAGUAGGAGGGCGAGGAGUGUACCAACUUGAGCCAGUCAGGUGGCGGCGAAGUCGAAGAGGAGCAGCGCGGGUCAGCGUGGCGCCAGUGUGCCCAGAAACUCCAAAGCAAACACGUUAAGAUGCUGUGGUGUGUGGCUGUUGUAGCGGCGGUUGUUGCGGCGGCGCAGGGACAGAUCGUCAGUUAUGAAGGGAAUAUUGUGAAUGAUAACGCCCAGGCCGCGGUGGUACCCUCCCCCCCUGCCCAGUCGUUUGUGUUUGCUGCACCAGCGCCCGCUCCUGUUUCUCAGCCCCCGGUGUUUAUUCAGGCGCCCGCUUCCUUUUCUAGUUUUGUGCCGCCACCUCAACCCCAGUUUCUUACGGUGUCCACCCCAGCUGCAACCCAGUUUAGCGUUCCUCAAGGCGGUCUGCCAGUGCUGCCAGCCUCGUGUCCCAGUACUUACUCCCUGGUACACUCUACAUACCACGGCAGUUUGUAUCAUUUCUCGUGGUGUUACUCCCAACCCGGCCAACGGUUCAGCCACCAACAGGCAGCAGACUACUGUCGCAAUCUCAACCAUUUCAGCCACCCGUAUCACUUCGAGGUUCUCAGGAUUGGAGACGCCAUAGAGCUCUCAUUCAUUAACUACUUGUUGAGCUACUAUGCCCAUUCCGCAGUGUGGACCGGGGACACCAGCAGCACCGCGCCUUAUAGUAUCCGCGGCUUCAUCAACAGGUCCGGCGCAAACCAACCCGGCCACGACUGCCUCUCCGUGGAGGCCUCCCUCCUCGCCCUGCACACCGUUUGGGUGCAUGAGUCGUCCUGCUUUGACGCCAAGAUGGUCGUCUGCGAGGCGCGAUACUAACAAUGCCAGGCGCUACCAAUACGUUUAUUUAUGACGGGGAUCAAUAAAGAAGCAUUAUAAA